This is a messenger RNA of Helicoverpa armigera (cotton bollworm), 1989 nucleotides long. RefSeq lists its product as uncharacterized. Bases 1 to 1989 code for a protein of 662 amino acids. Lineage: Eukaryota; Metazoa; Arthropoda; Insecta; Lepidoptera; Noctuidae. The transcript has a single exon. The record is from RefSeq and is a predicted model, not a curated record.
AUGUCUGUUGAUAAAAUAGUAAUAGUCAUAUUUAUAUUAGUUCCUAUUUCGGAUGGAGCUGUAAAUCCAUUUGGUCCAACGGUAGUCAAUGAUUACACAAAUUGCAUUGCCAAAGUAAUUGACAAUGAAUUUGAUGAACCCGGACUUUUGAUAUUUGCAAACACUAAUAAUGUAAGUACAUCAGUUACGAGAAUCAGAACGAAGCUACUGAAAAGACUUCAUAAAGAAAUCAAGUUCAGUAUUGAAGUUAUGAGUCCUAACAACGAAGUGGAAAUCUGUGAUCUAGAUAAUUAUAAUCUUGGAGUACUCCACGUGGAUGUUUAUGUGGCAAUACCAUUUGCCAACUAUUUCGUUAUCAUAAUAGAUAGCUACACAGACUUUUCGUUUUUGGCAAGUAAACUUAUACGAUCUCGCAGUUGGAAUCCAUUUGCAAAAUUUAUUAUUUUACUCUUCAAUUUUGUUCAGGAUGAUAAAGUGAACAUCGAUUAUGUUGAGAGAGUGCUCAGCUGCCUUUUCAAAUACAAUGCAAUAAACGUGAUUAUAGCUGUACCCAAAGCUAACAACUUUCGAAAUGCUAUCAUUUAUAGCUGGAGACCUUAUGAUCCUCCAAAAUAUUGUGGCUACUUCAACGAAACAGCUAAAGAAAGACUUGUAGUACAAAACAUGUGUGAAAGUGGAGUGCUGAAACAUGAUAGAAAAGUUUUUGAUAACAAAAUCCCACAUGACAUGGAGGGUUGUGUUAUCGAAGUUCUAGCUUUACAAAGACAUCCUUUUAUCAGUGAAGAUAAAUAUGACGCUAAUAUUGAAAAGUUAAUGAUUGACUCUAUGCUCAAGCGAUUUAAAAUGAAGGCUAGAUAUAACUUUAUUGAUGGAUAUCGAGGUGAAAGGGAAAACGUUGGUGAGUGGAACGGAGGUUUGAAGAAAUUGGCUUCUAAGUCCGGGCAUUUGUUAUUAGGAGGAAUAUUUCCAGACUUUGAUGUGCAUGAAGAUUUUGAGACUUCAGUAACAUAUCUAGCCGAUGCAUAUACUUGGGUGGUUCCAAGAGCUCAUAAAUCAGCAGCCUGGGUAGCCUUAGUCAUCAUUUUCAAGAGCUUGGUUUGGUAUUCUGUAAUAGCUGGAUUUUUCUUAUGUGGUAUAACAUGGAAGAUUAUUGCUGAACUUAGUGGGGAUUCAGAUUACAAUCGCUCUUUUCGCCACUGUUUUCUUAACACUUGGAUAACAGUACUAGGCUUCGUAUCUUAUUUGCACCCAGUCAAAGAAAGUCUGCGCGUAUUUUUUGUGUUUCUCAACAUUUAUUGUAUGCUCUUUUCGACGGCAUACCAGACGAAACUAUUCGAAGUGUUGACGAACCCAUCUUAUGAGUACCAAAUACAAACAGUUGAAGAGUUAGUUGAAAGUGGUUUGAAGUUUGGUGGAUUCGAAGAAUUGCAUGAUUUAUUUUAUAAUUCUACUGAUCCUUUCGACUACCGCAUCGGUGAUCAAUGGACUGACAUCACCAACAUCACCGAAGCAAUGAUAGACGUUGCUGUGCAUAGAAAUUUUUCCUUACUCUGUAGUCGUCUUGAACUAGCCCACAUUUCUGGAAUAACACCUGAACUGAGUGACAGCGUCGGUAAUUAUAAGUACUAUACUUUCACAGAUAAUGUGUUUAGCGUGCCUAUAGAAACGAUAGCUUUAAGAGGCUUUCCUUUCAUGAUGGAGUUUUCCACAACAAUAACGAUAUUUAAGCAGAGUGGGUUAAACGAAGGUCUGAGGCAGCAUUUUGCGCAUUUUAACGAAAGGAGGAGAGCUCGACAGUUGAGAGCAUUAUUGAAGGAGAAAUCCGAUGUUAAUCCGUUGUCUUCGGAGCAUUUGCAAGGUGGUUUCUUGGCUUUAGCUUUGGGGUAUGUUAGUGGAACUUUGGUUCUUAUUGUUGAAGUCAUUGUCAAUUGUGAUUAUGUACAAAAUAAAUUCGCGAAUUUCAAACGGAGAGUGAACCUUUUGUCUUGA